Molecule: messenger RNA, 3117 nt
Organism: Micropterus dolomieu (smallmouth bass)
Lineage: Eukaryota; Metazoa; Chordata; Actinopteri; Centrarchiformes; Centrarchidae
Gene: gjc1
Product: gap junction protein gamma 1
Exons: 1
Coding region: 1-1458 (485 amino acids)
Biological process (GO): cell communication
Cellular component (GO): connexin complex
Source: RefSeq, a predicted model, not a curated record
AUGAGCUGGAGCUUCCUCACGCGGCUGCUGGAGGAGAUCCACAACCACUCCACCUUCGUGGGGAAGCUGUGGCUCACCGUGCUCAUCGUCUUCCGCAUCGUUCUCACUGCCGUUGGGGGAGAGUCCAUCUACUACGACGAACAGAGCAAGUUUGUGUGCAACUCGGGCCAGCCAGGCUGCGAGAAUGUCUGCUACGAUGCCUUCGCCCCUCUAUCUCAUGUCCGCUUCUGGGUCUUCCAGAUUAUUUUGGUGGCGAUGCCUUCUCUCAUGUACAUGGGCUAUGCUGUCAACAAGAUUGCACGAUUAGAUGAAGCCAAAGGAGGAGGUGGUUCUGCUGCAGUCAGAACGGGUGGAGGGGGCUACACGCACAGGAAGCCCAGGAAAAUCUGCUUUGGAGCUCGGCAACACCGAGGCAUUGAGGAGGCCGAGGAGGACCAGGAGGAUGAUCCCAUGAUCUAUGAGGUGCCAGAGAUCGAGCCCCCAAAAAGGCCGCGGGACCCACUGCAACCCACACCAAGGCCCAAAGUCCGGCAUGAUGGGCGCAAGCGUAUCCAAGAUGAGGGGCUGAUGCGGGUCUAUGUUUUGCAGCUGGUGACUCGUACAGUGCUAGAAGCAGGUUUCCUUGCAGGCCAAUAUUUGCUGUAUGGGUUUCGUGUGACGCCUGUGUUCGUAUGCUCGGGGAAGCCUUGUCCCCACAGCGUUGACUGUUUUGUGUCGCGGCCUACAGAGAAGACCAUCUUCCUGCGCAUCAUGUAUGGUGUUACUGUACUUUGCCUCACGCUCAAUGUUUGGGAGAUGCUCCAUUUGGGGAUUGGUUCCAUUUGUGACAUUCUUCGCCGCAGGCGCUGCCCACCUCAGGAGGAUGAGUACCAGUUGGGUUUGCUGGGAUCCAAUGUUGGUGUGGAGACUUCAGUAGGGGGGACGGGGCCUGAGGCAGGUUCUGAGGGAGGGGUGGGUGGAGAUGGGGCUGCCGAUUACGUAGGUUACCCCUUCUCGUGGAACACCCCAUCAGCUCCACCUGGCUACAACAUUGUGGUAAAGCCAGAGCAGAUGCCCUACACAGACCUUAGCAAUGCUAAGAUGGCAUGCAAGCAGAACCGAGCCAACAUUGCCCAAGAGGAGCAGCAGCAAUUUGGUAGCAAUGAGGAUAACUUUCCCACUGGAGGGGAGGCCCGCGUGGCUUUGAACAAAGACAUGAUCCAGCAAGCUCAUGAGCAACUAGAAGCGGCCAUCCAGGCCUAUAGUCAGCAGCAUCGGGCAGAGGAGCAGCUUGGGGACAACCAGGAUGACAAGCCUCAAAGUAACAUCAUCCAGGCCCAACCUCAGCCACAGCCGCAGCCUCAGAAAGAGCGCAAGCACAGAUUCAAGCACGGGAAAGGAGGCAGCAGUGGAGGAGGUAGCAGCAGCAACAGCAGCAGCAGCAAAUCAGGAGAGGGCAAGCCCUCUGUAUGGAUUUAACCCCAGAUACAGUGACAUGUUUUGAAACCAUGUAUAUAUUAGAGAUUGGUUGACAAGUAGUUGCAAUCUUCCUUGGAUAUUUAAACACCACUGUGCCUUAAAGAAUCCUGCAAGCUGAAGAAGAUGUGCGUUUGUGUUAUAGAGUGUGUAAAAAAAGGUGAUGUUGCAGCUGACAAUUUGUGUUGUCUGGGCUAUCACUGUCUAACUUGAAACAUCACACCAAUACAAACUGUGUAUGCUACAGUCUGUCGUUUACAUGUCUUGUUCUCCUCAACUUCUGAAGCAGAUUAUUGACCUCUGUUGUCUCCCCGUUCAUCCUUUCUUUGGGAUUUAAACUUUGGAAAAUUACUGAAUGAUAAUGAGUUCUAUUGCAAAUCAGAUUGAUCACAGAUUUGGCUUAGCUCAUUUUCUGGCUGCUUCUCUGACAAAGACACCAUCUCCAAUAAUAGAUUGGCAUCCUAAUUCUUGGGACAUCAAAAUACAAUGACAUCAAAAUAAAGUAUCAUCAUAAUACAAAGGCACAGGGAUACCAUGCCAUCACUUUUACCUGGUAAGGCUAAAGAAAUGACUUUGUGCUGUAAUGACAUUAUCAAGGAACAUCACAACAACAUAAAUACAAUAAUAUGAAACAUAAUUCAGCGGCAGCACCUAAAGCAGUGGCUCUACUAUUAUAGUAAGAACAUCACCUUCCUGAAGGCCGUGUCCUGUCAUGUUCUGUCUGCUUUCUCUCCAGUGUCGAUCAGUGUUACGUUGCUGUGACUUUGCAUUUGACAGUAUUUUGUAUAUGUUUCCUGUGGUUUGUUUAGUUUAGUUUUUUUUAUAACUGUACUACACCAGCUGCUGCUCAGAAACCGUGGAGUACAGUGUCAUUUUUUAUUCAGUUUAAAUCUGAAAUUUCCUUAGAAAAAGAUUUUCAUUUUAAGAAGGUGCAUAAGCAAUCCAGUUUUUCUACCUUCAGCUUCUCAGUUUCUAUCUCUGGCUCCUCAUGGCUAUUGAACAAGGCUGCUCAGCACUCCACUGGUGAUCCAUAUGCCUUGUAGUUUACUGCCCCCUGGUGGUAUUGUCUACAGGACAUCCAUUAUUUGGGAGUAGAUACCAGUUGCCAAUGCUACCUGCAUCCAGCAACACCUUAACCAGGUGUAGUGUUCCUUUUCUAUUGACAAGCCUUGCGUCAGUUAUGUCUUCCCAACACUACACAUUCAGUGUUAGAUAUACAAGGCUGCAAUUUCACCACGUUGUAAUGGAAAAGGUUUCAAGCCAUUACUAUAAUAUAGUGAGACCAAACACUGUCUGUGUGAUGCAAGUGUCAGUGCCAAGAUUUGAUGCUGGGCUGCUUUGAAGCCUGGUUGUUUGUAGCUUUGGAAUACUGUGGCCAUGCUACUCCAGUUGUGGAAAAAUGCCUACAUAACACUAACCUUUUUGUAAAAGCCACUUGUUUUUUAUGUUCAAGUUAGUGUUUUAUAUGAAAACACUCUUUUUUUCAAUGCCGUUUUUGUAAAAUAAAGAAAAACAACGCAACUUCUUUUAAAAAUGAAUUAGUUAUGGACAUGUAUGGUUAUUGUGUUAUAAAUUGCCUUCCAAUUGUAAAAAUGUGAAAUAUUACAUAGUAUAUUUUUCUAAUAUGUCGGCUACAGUGACUUAAUGAUGUAAAGAAAAAAA